This is a messenger RNA of Penicillium psychrosexuale, 426 nucleotides long. RefSeq lists its product as uncharacterized. Bases 1 to 426 code for a protein of 141 amino acids. The record is from RefSeq and is a predicted model, not a curated record. The transcript has 2 exons. Lineage: Eukaryota; Fungi; Ascomycota; Eurotiomycetes; Eurotiales; Aspergillaceae.
AUGCUCCCCACACUCCUUACCGUCUUUCGUCGCGACUGCAAUGGCGACGAAACCAUGUCCAGCUGCACAAAGCCCACCAGCUCAGCAAUAACCGUCGGCAUUCCCGCCGCGAUAUCAGGGGUUCUCCUUAUAGUCGCCAUUAUCGUCCUGGUAGUUCUAUACCACAAGCGCAUACGUCGCGAUGACCGCGAAGACCUAGAAGAUCGCCAGCGCGGCUCUGGCUUCUAUGCUCGCUACGCAACACAGCGAUUUGGCACGGAGGGAGGAGCACCACCACCAUCGAAAGGAGGUGCCUAUGCUUCUGAGUCGCGGCGCAGCUCUGCCGAUUCAAUCUUUGAUUUCAAGCAGGAUCACGGCCCCUAUCACCUUGCUCAGUUCCCGAAUCCUGAGGUGCCGAAGCCGGUGGCUGCUCGGGUCGCUUCGUAG